This is a messenger RNA of Coregonus sp. 'balchen', 4981 nucleotides long. The record is from the annotation of a GenBank genome assembly. NCBI's taxonomy places the organism in Eukaryota, Metazoa, Chordata, Actinopteri, Salmoniformes, Salmonidae.
AUGCUCUUCUCUGUGACCCUUCAUCACCUCCUUCUGGCAGGGGUUUGUCUCUGCGUCUACAGCACCCCAGUCCUGCCCCUCCACGACUAUGCACCUUCCUCACAGGACAGUGGCUGUGAUGGACAAGCUGGAGAGCUAAUGGAGGGAGAGCCCUGUUUAACACCAGCAACUCCUGUCAGUGUCAUAUCAACAAGUGUCCAAUCUGGGCCCUCUGAUCCUGGCAGACUGUCCUAUGGGAUGGCAGAACACAUGACUGGCAGCUGGACUGACCUAUCAGAGAAUGUAGGAGCAGGGGGAGGCACUGGCCCAGAUGUGGGCGGAAGCGAACCAGGGGGGAUAGAGCCAGUGACGCAGGUAGGAAACGGGGACAGUCAUGGACGAGGAGUGGCUGGGGCUGAGAGCCAGGGGAGGGAGGCAAAGACGGGGGCUGCCUCUGAGAGCUUGUCUGAGGGGAAGGAGACUCACAGACAGCCUCAAGAAGCUCCAGAACUCUACACAGACAAAGAGGUGAGAGUAGGGCCCGAAGAGAAAACCAUGGAGAGUGUACCUAUUACCACCACUGGGGCCAUGUUGGCUUCCAUAGGAGAGAAGCAGGGGAUGACAGUGGCCGUGAAUACAUCCAGAGCUGCUAUACAUGAUGCCUCCACAGCAGCCAGAGCCCCAGAGCCAGACAGUCAGACAGGGACACACCCAGCUGGGGAGAGGAGAGACCUCAUCCUAGAAGAGAGGCCAGACCUCCAUGGUGGAGAGGAGGAGGAACUCAGACAGAGCUUGUCCAACCUCGGAGCUCCUCUUCUGGGCCAGGAGACAGAGACGAGCAGACCGAGCUCCUCAUCUCCCCAUAGCAUCCUUACACACUCCCCUUUGACCUCCAUCCCUCCGUCAGUAUGGGGAUCUAGAGGAGAAGCUUCAUUGCUGCCCCCUAGUGGUCUAGAGGCCACCGCCCCUGCCACUCCACGGCCCCAAGAUGGAGAGACAGCGCCUGCUCUCCCAAACCCCCUCCUGGCCAACCUUGGACCGGCCCUGACAGGAUCCUCCAGACAGGAUGACCCUGACAGCCUCUGGACUGAACCACUGCAGCGAAAUGGGGGUGAGUAUGCAGUAUGCUAUGGUCCAAUUAGUACAUACUGGAUAUUUUAGAGAGCCACUGGGGGCCACCUGGAGUUAAUCUACUCUAUAGUUGCACUUGAGGGCCACAUUCUCUUUUGAGUUUUUGCACAUUCACACACAAACAGACUUGCUCUGCCUCACAACAAGGUAAGGUGCUGCUCUGGCUGUUAUUGAGUCACACCAUAGAAUUUCAUUACACGGGUUCCGUGGCAGGGAACCUUAUUUUUCUGCCUGUCUGCUUUGAUGAUAGGGGUGAAGGGGGAGAGGUGUCCGCUUGGUUUUCCACGCUUCACUUUGAACCCUAGCACGCAGGGACCCAGGGAAGCAGUCAAAUUACUUUCUAUUUCUGACUGUGGAAAUGAACCCAAACGACUGCCAGCAGACAGCAGUGACAGGGACUGUAAUACAAGUCUCUGGGGGAUUCACUCACCCUCCAUCUCUAUCUCUCUCUCUCUCUCGCUCCCUCACAAAACAUCCAUAUUUCUUCCUUUCCUUCCUUCUCUCUCUGUGCUUCUCCCUCACCCUCUUGCUCUAUCCCUUUCUCUCUUUCCCUCCCUCCCUCAGAGAGGAUCAGUAAACACCUAGGCAGGGCCAGCCAGGCAGGUUAUUACUGUGUGAUGCAGUAGACUAGAGGAUUGGAGGAGUCUGUCUGAGCCAAUAUGUACUGUACAUGCCGGAAAGAGAUGAACCUUCAUCAGCUCUAUAGAAAAGCAGGUGAGUAAAACGAAAGUUACUGUAUAAGAAUAACCUGUCCCAGAAAGCUGCACUGAUCAUAAACACUUGAACAUCAUAUGGUGGAUUCUAUCCAUGGUUAUGUUAUGUGAUAUGGGAUUUAUGCAUUUUUCAAUUUGUGGUAAGAGCAGUUAGAACCUACAGUAGUUGAGAACUGGAAGCAGAGUUGUGGGCCUAAAACUGAUCUACAAUCAACAGUACACAUUCCACAAUGUUUCUAGCCACAAGCUGAUCUCUAGCAGUCACUAAACCAGGAGGAAUUGCCUACGGACCAUCAGUGAGUCCUGACCAAACAUCUGUUGGUGUGUGUGUGUGUGUAUGUGUGUAUUUUACUAACAGCCAUGGACGCCAGUGCCCCUCCCUUGCAGGACGCGGCCACAGAAGGCACAAUGUCCUCGGAGGACCUCCCUCUCAUCUUCGAGCCCUUUGAUGAUGUCACACCUGAAGGGGCGGGGGUAGCAGCGGCCACUCUCUCGCCCGGCAACUCACAGCUGUCUGUCGCCAUGGUUACCACAGGGAUGCUGCUGUCAGAGGCGGCGCUCGACCAGGUGGUCGCUGUGGAUACAGAUGACACAGGGCCAUCCUGUGUCCCGUCCCCGGUGCUACCAGAUUGGACGUCGCCAUGGCAGACAUCCGGGGCUGAGAUCUCUGAGCCUAUCAGCCCCUCUAGUUCACCCAUAGACCCGCCCCCUCCAGAGACUGAACAGCCAGUAGACCAGUCUGACACAGGUGAGACUUCUUCCAUCUUUAUAUUCCUCUUCAUUCUUUAAUUAGUCUCUUCAUCUUUUCACCGUUCAGAUCUAGAAGUUCCUAGAAUAGUGUCUAAAGCAGGGGUAGGCAACUAAUAAUUUGACCACAACUAAGCCCAAAAAGAGAUUGUAUUUGAAAAUAACAAUCAUUUCAUAACUUAAUUACAUUGAGACAUGAUCACGUCUAUUCUUUUUGGGGGAAUACUUGGAGACAGAUUUCCUAAAUGAAACAACAUUUUAGCUGAAUUCCUGGUGUUCUUAGCCUUAUAUUUUUUUUACAGGGAUAGGUGUUGAUGUUAGACUUCACUAUAUCCACUAAAAUGAUCCAGUUGUGAUGGUUAUAUUUAGAUGGAGGUGAGACCAUACAGAACCCAGAGGAAACCCUGCCAACAUCCGAACCCAAUCCUAUGAGCACCACCGCCCAGCAGAUCACCACGACAACGGUCACCAAGACAACCAACCUGCCUGCUGCCAAAUCCGGUCUGGAGGAGCUGGAGUCUGCAGGUAGGAGAGUCACAUUAAUACACACACAUAAUACACACUAAUACUCAAAGGUACACAUUGUUUACACAGUGUAAGGGUUAAAGUUAAAAGUCCACAUUUACAGAAAGUUGCAUUGGUUGUUUUCCUUCCUUCCUGUAGAGGAGCCAGAGGAGGAUGAGGAGGAUGAGAACACGGAGGAGUCAGAGGAAGAGGACAGCGAAGAGGACCUGAAUGAGAACCCCAUCCCAGCCCCCACCCGACCUCCCUACAGCCUCAUCCCCCCACCCCCUGUCUGGGUGCAGCGCAAUCAGGGCCUGAGUGAGAGGAGACUCAAAAACACACAUACACACAUGUAAAACUGACUUUGGCUCUUUGUGGUCGAUCAAAUAUGAGGUACAUAUUUUCAAUUAGAAAAAGAAGUGUAAUUGAAAUAGUGGGAAAAAAUCCCUGUGUGGAUUCAAUGUGCUUCAAAGCCACUCUUCCUCUUUUUCAGUGCGUAGCUGGGUGGAACUGAUCAGAGAAAAGGUAAGACUGCCCCCUAAUGGUAUUUUCUUAAUUAGGAUCCUCAUUAGCUAAUGCUAAAGCAGCAGCUACUCUUCCUGGGGUCCACACAAAACAUAAAACAUGACAUAAUGCAUAACAUUAAUAGACAAGUACAGCACAAGGACAGAACUAUAGUACAUACUGUACAUUGAAAAUAAGAAUAGACUGCUUCAUACAUUUAUGCCUUAGCAUUCCAUGCAUCAUUCACUCAUAACGGCAAUAAUGAAGCCAUUCAUUUUCCCAUAAAUUGCGAUCCUUUGCUCUACUGUUACAACUGCUUUGUCUAAGCAGGUUCUGAUAUCCUAAUCUCACAGCAUCCUUGAAUCCUGAUAUCCUAAUCUCAGAGCACUAGUUGUUCUGUAAACACCAGAGAGAAUUUCACAACAUCAGGAACCAUCCCUGUUCUUGGUUCUUCCGUUUGACGUCAAUACCAUGCCUCAUCAUGUGAUACAUAGAUGCCACUGAAUGCAAGUGCAAAACACCAAAACGAAAAUGCAAUAAUCAUGUGGUCAUUAAUUCCUGCUCAAUUCCUGUGGUGUGAACAGAGCCACAUAUCAUAUCGUAUGGAGUUGCACCUACAGUAAAUGUCACACCCGCUAUGUUCCUCUGACGUGAACGUAGCAACCUUGAACCGUAUGGAGUUGCACCGCAUUCAGCUAAAUCCCUCUGAUGGAGCCAUACUAUCCUCAUUAUAAAAGAACUGUUAGAAAGUGUGGUCCCUCAGGCUGUUUGGCUAUUUAGUUUAGUUAGUCAAAAAACAUGUAAAACAUCUACUGAUAGAGUUGUCUCUAAGACACUACUCUUUGUCUGGUCUGUCUCUCCUGUGUGUGCCUCUCUUUCACCCUUCCCCCAAUCAUGUCCCCUCUCCCUCCAGGCAGGGUAUGUGUCUGGGAUGUUGGCCCCGGUGGGCAUUGGCAUCGCAGGGGCCCUGCUUAUCGUUGGGGCCCUCUACAGCAUCAGGAUGAUCCACCGUAAGAGGAACAGCUUCAAACACCAGAGCAGGAGGAAGGUCAGACACACUGAGGUUAAUAGGAAUACGCUUACUAGCGCUACACUUUUAAUUAAGGAUCCACACAUCAGCUUACGGUAGAAAUUGGCAUUAACAUGUAAAGUGGCUUCCUUACCUUCGUCUGCACUGAUUGGAGUUUCUUUCACAUCAGUGCAGAUGAGGGAAAGGAGAUGGAGAGGAAGAGACUUUGGACGUAUUGAGCUGUAUACAACCUUUAACUCCAUGUAAUGAAUGUUCUGACGUCUGUCUGUUUCAUCUCCAGCAACCCAGGGAGCCAAGCAGCAACGGGCAGGACCAAGCCAUGCUAUUGGCUGACAGUUCUGAGGACGAGUUCUGAUCCCGCCCACAGCCCUGU